AUGGGUCUCGCCAGUAAACUAGCAGCUGCGCAAGGAGGCGCUGCCGCAGUCGCAAACUAUGGCGCUGCACCUGGAGCUGGCCAGCACGGCGGCUACCCCGGCCAACAGAACCAGCAGUACCAAGCUUACCCUGGCGGACAACAGCAGGGUCCGCCUUCCGCCGUUCCAGCACCUCUCCAACCAGGCGGGGGAUAUCAACAACAGCAACAGCCUAUGCAAGGAUAUGGCGCCCCUCAGCAAGGCUAUGGAUCGCCAGCUCCAGGCUACGGUUCCCCCGCAGGCCAAGCUUACCAGAGACCUCCUCCGCCUCCGCCGCGACCACAAGGAGGAACAAGCCCAUAUCCAGGACAACCUAGCCCCCACGGUCAACCGCCGCAGCCAUAUAGCCCUUCGCCUUAUCAGUCACAGCCGUACCAGCAACAGCAGCCGCAGGGUGGCUAUGGAGGAUAUGGCGGCCCACCACCUCAGCAAGGCCAGGGCCAAUAUGGCGCACCUCCCCCAAGCGGCGCUCCCGGCUACGGACAGCAACCACCCCCAGGCCAGCAGCAGUAUGGCGCCCCACCUCAGGGAGGCAUGAGCGGCCCGGCCGAUGUCCAGGGCUACCAGCGUGAGCUCGAGCGCGCCGUUCAAGAGAAGCAGUUGCAGGCAUUCUACGGUCCAGGUACACCAGGCGCGCAGAUGCUGCCUCAGAUCGCAGCUCGGGCUGCGCAGUCGGUCGAUCGACUUUGCCAGGCGUGGCGCAUUCAGAAAGAGAUUGCCAACGAUAUCGUGCGACUGGCGCUAUACGAUGUCAUCAUCUACGUUGACGACAGUGGAUCAAUGUCGUUCGAGGAGAAUGGAGAGCGUAUCAAGGACCUGCAGCUUAUCUUGCAGCGAGGCGUCUUCGCUGCCACUCUGUUCGACGAUGAUGGUAUCGACCUCCGCUUCAUGAACGAGGAUCUGCCACCACACGAAGUUUCUGGCAUUCGCAGUGAGCAGCAGGUUGAGCAGAUUCUGUCGCGCAAGCGCUACAAGGGUCUCACUCCAUUCGGUACUGAGCUGCGCAAGAAGGUCAUCGACCCAAUCUUGGUUUCGAAGCUCAACGGCCAGAUGCGCAAGCCGCUCCUGAUUCUUAGUAUCACAGACGGCCAGCCAGCCGGCGAGAACCAGAACACCUUGGUGGAGACAGUACAGUAUGCUGUUCAAGCCGCUCAGCGCUCGCGCUAUGGCACGGGAGCUGUCGCGUUCCAGUUCGCGCAGGUGGGCAACGACCAGAAGGCCACCGAGUUCCUCGCUAAGCUCGAUAAUGACCCCAUGGUUGGCCGUAUGGUGGAUUGCACUUCUAACUAUGAGAAUGAGUCGGCCGAGAUGGCCAGGGCUCAGCCACCAGUCGACUUGACUCCAGACCUCUGGAUGAUAAAACUCAUCCUCGGCGCGAUUGAUCCAAGCUAUGACACCAAGGACGAGAAGACACAUAUGGCGCCAGGCAGUGGUGCACCAGGUGGUUAUGGAGGACCAGCUCCUCCAGGCCAAUAUGGUCAACCACCUCAGCAAGGCUACGGUGCUCCACCACCAGGUCAGCCUCCAUAUGGUCAGCAAGGCGGCUAUGGUCAGCAACCUCCGCCAGGCCAGUAUGGUGGACAGCCACAAUACGGACAGCAACAGGGCCAGCAACAGUACGGUCGCCCACCUCCACCUCCAGGUCAGCAACCCGGUGGCUAUCCCGGACAGCAGCAGUACGGUGGCGGUGCUCCACCACCGCCUCGAUACUAG
This is a messenger RNA of Fulvia fulva, 1752 nucleotides long. RefSeq lists its product as uncharacterized. NCBI's taxonomy places the organism in Eukaryota, Fungi, Ascomycota, Dothideomycetes, Mycosphaerellales, Mycosphaerellaceae. The coding region runs from base 1 to 1752 and encodes 583 amino acids. The transcript has 6 exons. The record is from RefSeq and is a predicted model, not a curated record.